AUGACACAGAAGAAUAGUAUGAUUAUUCAUUAAGUUUUCUCAGGAAAGGCUUGUUGACCUGCAGAAAGACAAACAUUGGGCAUACCAGACACUAGGCUAAUAUCAUAGUAGUCUGUUAUGAUGAUGUAAUGUCCUCUCAGUUGAAGUAUUAAAGCACAGUUCAAAUCAAAUUUUAUUUGCCACAUGCGGCGAAUACACCAGGUGUAGACAUUACAUUGAAAUGCUUACUUGCAAGCCCUUAACCAACAAUGCAGUUUAAGAAAAAAUAAAAAGAGCAAAUAAUUAAAGAGCAGCAGUAUAAUAAAAUAACAGUAGCGAGGCUAUAUACAGGGGGUCCAGGUACAGAGUCAAUGUGCGGGGGCACCGGUUAGUCGAGGUAAUAUGUACAGUGAGGGAAAAAAGUAUUUGAUCCCCUGCUGAUUUUGUACGUUUGCCCACUGACAAAGACAUGAUCAGUCUAUAAUUUUAAUGGUAGGUUUAUUUGAACAGUGAGAGACAGAAUAACAACAAAAAUAUCCAGAAAAACGCAUAUCAAAAAUGUUAUAAAUUGAUUUGCAUUUUAAUGAGGGAAAUAAGUAUUUGACCCCUCUGCAAAACAUGACUUAGUACUUGGUGGCAAAACCCUUGUUGGCAAUCACAGAGGUCAGACGUUUCUUGUAGUUGGCCACCAGGUUUACACACAUCUCAGGAGGGAUUUUGUUCCACUCCUCUUUGCAGAUCUUCUCCAAGUCAUUAAGGUUUCGAGGCUGACGUUUGGCAACUCGAACCUUCAGUUCCCUCCACAAAUGUUCUAUGGGAUUAAGGUCUGGAGACUGGCUAGGCCACUCCAGGACCUUAAUGUGUUUCUUCUUGAGCCACUCCUUGCCUUGGCCGUGUGUUUUGGGUCAUUGUCAUGCUAGAAUACCCAUCCACGACCCAUUUUCAAUGCCCUGGCUGAGGGAAGGAGGUUCUCACCCAAGAUUUGACGGUACAUGGCCCCGUCCAUCGUCCCUUUGAUGCGGUGAAGUUGUCCUGUCCCCUUAGCAGAAAAACACCCCCAAAGCAUAAUGUUUCCACCUCCAUGUUUGACGGUGGGGAUGGUGUUCUUGGGGUCAUAGGCAGCAUUCCUCCUCCUCCAAACACGGCGAGUUGAGUUGAUGCUAAAGAGCUCCAUUUUGUUCUCAUCUGACCACAACACUUUCACCCAGUUCUCCUCUGAAUCAUUCAGAUGUUCAUUGGCAAACUUCAGUAUAUGUGCUUUCUUGAGCAGGGGGACCUUGCGGGCUCUGCAGGAUUUCAGUCCUUCACGGUGUAGUGUGUUACCAAUUGUUUUCUUGGUGACUAUGGUCCCAGCUGCCUUGAGAUCAUUGACAAGAUCCUCCUGUGUAGUUCUGGGCUGAUUCCUCACCGUUCUCAUGAUCAUUGCAACUCCACGAGGUGAGAUCUUGCAUGGAGCCCCAGGCCGAGGGAGAUUGACAGUUAUUUUGUGUUUCUUCCAUUUGCGAAUAAUCGCACCAACUGUUGUCACCUUCUCACCAAGCUGCUUGGCGACGGUCUUGUAGCCCAUUCCAGCCUUGUGUAGGUCUACAAUCUUGUCCCUGACAUCCUUGUAGAGCUCUUUGGUCUUGGCCAUGGUGGAGAGUUUGGAAUCUGAUUGAUUGAUUGCUUCUGUGGACAGGGGUCUUUUAUACAGGUAACAAGCUGAGAUUAGGAGCACUCCCUUUAAGAGUGUGCUCCUAAUCUCAGCUCGUUACCUGUAUAAAAGACACCUGGGAGACAGAAAUCUUUCUGAUUGAGAGGGGGGUCAAAUACUUAUUUCCCUCAUUAAAAUGCAAAUCAAUUUAUAACAUUUUUGACAUGCGUUUUUCUGGAUUUUGUUGUUGUUAUUCUGUCUCUCACUGUUCAAAUAAACCUACCAUUAAAAUUAUAUACUGAUCAUGUCUUUGUCAGUGGGCAAACGUACAAAAUCAGCAGGGGAUCAAAUACUUUUUUCCCUCACUGUACAUGUGGGUAGAUUUAAAGUGACUAUGCAAAUAGUUAAACGUUUUCUCUUGAGAAAUCUAGUGUGUGUGAUUUCUAUAGGUGGACAUGUUCUUCCCCUUAAUUUCCUCCCUCUACUAAGAGUAGAGGGAGGAAAUGUGGGAUUGAUAUUGAGCCAAUAUUAACAAAAAUAUCCUCUUGUUUUACAUGCCCAGCCAAACACUAUGCCUUGAAGCUUCAACAUUUAAAGGGAUACUUCGGGAUUUUGGCAAUGAGGAUAACAUUUUUAUGUCUCUGUUUCCAGUAUGAAGGAAGUUAGAGGUAGUUUUGUGAGCCAAUGCUAACUAGCAUUAGCACAAUGACUGGAAGUCUAUGGGCAUGUACUAGCAAGUUUCUGAGUUUCGAUUCUGCAGUCUCUUGUGCACUCUAGUGGCCAUUUACAUGUAGAUGCAACUUUUGUUUGCGCUCACGAGGGCUCGGAAUGGAACAUUUAGCCUAUUUUGUUCCCUGGGUCAUAUUCAUUAGUACACACUGUAGCAAAACGUUCUGCAAUGCAAAAAGAGCAUUUCUUUAUUGGACAAGUUCAUGUAGUCUGUCCCUCACUGUUUCAGUUCUUUUUUCUUCUGUUUGGUGGCCAGUCAAUAUGACCUGGACUAACAAAUCUGUGAUGUGUGAUUUUGUAAUGUUGCUUCUCUCCAUGUCUCUCUCAAGAAUCCACUUUAGAUGAGUGUAUGACUUAGUGCUGUCUGUCUGUCUCUCCUCCCCAGCCCCUGCUCUGUCCAGCUGACUUAGUGCUGUCUGUCUCUCCUCCCCAGCCCCUGCUCUGUCCAGCUGACUUAGUGCUGUCUGUCUCUCCUCCCAGCCCCUGCUCUGUCCAGCUGACUUAGUGCUGUCUGUCUCUCCUCCCAGCCCCUGCUCUGUCCAGCUGACUUAGUGCUGUCUGUCUGUCUCUCCUCCCCAGCCCCUGCUCUGUCCAGCUGACUUAGUGCUGUCUGUCUCUCCUCCCCAGCCCCUGCUCUGUCCAGCUGACUUAGUGCUGUCUGUCUCUCCUCCCCAGCCCCUGCUCUGUCCAGCUGACUUAGUGCUGUCUGUCUCUCCUCCCCAGCCCCUGCUCUGUCCAGCUGACUUAGUGCUGUCUGUCUCUCCUCCCCAGCCCCUGCUCUGUCCAGCUGACUUAGUGCUGUCUGUCUCUCCUCCCCAGCCCCUGCUCUGUCCAGCUGACUUAGUGCUGUCUGUCUCUCCUCCCCAGCCCCUGCUCUGUCCAGCUGACUUAGUGCUGUCUGUUUCUCCUCCCCAGCCCCUGCUCUGUCCAGCUGACUUAGUGCUGUCUGUCUCUCCUCCCCAGCCCCUGCUCUGUCCAGCUGACUUAGUGCUGUCUGUCUCUCCUCCCAGCCCCUGCUCUGUCCAGCUGACUUAGUGCUGUCUGUCUCUCCUCCCAAGCCCCUGCCCUGCUCUGACCAGCUGCACCAUGGGAAAGAAGAGUCGAGUGAAGACUCAGAAGUCGGGGACAGGCGCCACAGCCGUGGUCUCCCCCAAAGAGAUGAUGAACCUAAUCUCAGACCUCCUACAGAGUAUGUACCAAGGCAGAGUCCCAAAUGGCAACCCAUUUCCGCUAUAUAGUGUACUACUUUUGACCAGGGCCCAUAAGACUAAAAAGCAUGUUCCAUGGAGAGUUCUUAGGCUUGAUCUGUGUCUGGGAAACGGGCUUUAUGUGAUUCUUGUAGCUAUGUAACUUAUCGUGUGAUAUGUAUGUCUGUCCCAUUAGAAUGCAGCAGUGCUGCGCCUUCUCCAGGGAAAGAGUGGGAGGAGUAUGUCCAGAUACGAGGACUGGUGGAGAAGAUCAGGAAGAAACAGAAAGGUAGGCUGGAUCACACACGCGCACAUAAACCCUAACCCUAACCCCUAAGCCUAAAAUAGCCUUUUCUUAUAAGUGAGGACUGGCUAAAUGUCCUCACUUCUCUGAAUUUUAGUUGGUUUACUAUACUUGUGAGGACUUCUGUUACUCACAAGCAAUGUUCCCUCUAAGUUUCGCGCUGGUGCGCACCUCCCCCAGGACUGCAGCGCAGAAGAAAUAUCAGCCCGCACAGAGAAGCACGAGAUUGAACUUCAUUCAACUUUCUAGAGUUUUCCCCGUUAGUUAACACAUCAACGUUUCCCUUUACUGUGGGAAUUGUGAUCGAAUCAACGCAAUAUUAGCUACUUUCAAUACAACAUACCGAAACAAAACGAACUAUGCAAGAUAUUUUGUUGUAGGCAGAAUGCAUUGGAGUAGGAUUCUAUUGCAUUAACAUGCAUGACUCAGGCCCUUAGUCUACACAGACCGGUGCGCCGUAACCAAUCAGCGCUGCAGUAAGCCUAUAUGCAAAUCGACCAUUGCCAUAUAUGGAUCUAUGCCAUUCCCUUUGAACUGGACUGUGUUUACAGAAUGAGAGUCGACACGCUUGUUUUAAGAUGAAAGCCAGAGCUGCAUGUAGCCACGUGGGCACAUUUGUUAAUAUCCUAGUUAGUGAGUUAUUAGCCCAGUUAUAGAUCAUAUGUAGUCAGCAAUGGGGGAGUGACUGCUUCCUGCAAGAGCACAAAACCUGUGCAUUUCUAGCCAUCUUUGAAAAGCGAGUCAGGUAAAGAGCUUUUUUUUGUCUAGAAGGGGCAGUGUUGUAUUUUGAGACAGGCUUGAAUUAGCUAAGUAGCCAAUAGGCAGAGGGUAGUAUAAUUUGUCUGAUUCUCUGUAAUAAUGGUAUGGGAAUAAUGAUGAAUUUUAUUUUGUAAAGUGGUUUCUUGCAUCAAACAACACAACAACAUUUUCAGUCACCUUGUCUGAAGGACAAGUGGAUGAACAGGUUAAUGUCAAUCCCUGCAUGUUUUUUCCAAAAGUCUCAUGGAAUGUAGGCCUACGUUGAACACCACACAUUGGCUGCUACUGUAGGCUGAAUGAUAGAACAACUAUUUCCAAUGUAGGCUGAAUGAUAGAACAUUUUCUCCGUUGUUUUUGAUGGUAGGCCACUCUAAUAGGCCUACAUUAUGAUCAAAUAGCCACAGUAGCCUACUUGACCACUGUUAAAACUGUAACUUAAAGCGGGUACAGCCUCAGUGUUCACAGUAAACGCGCACCGGAAGUUGCACAAAAUGUUCACCACAUUCAAGUUUGCCCUCAGCAGACCUGAUAUUUGCUCUGUGCCGAAAAUGUUUUGAGAGAACAUUGCUCACAAGUAUAGUAAAAUGUGUACACACACAGACAGAGAGACACACACAGCUUGAUUUGAGCCAUGGCCUAUAUAGUUUACAGUGCAUUCGGAAAGUAUUCAGACCCCUUGACUUUUUCCAAAUGUUGUUACCUUACAGCCUUAUUCUAAAAUUGAUUGAAAUUGUUUUUUCCCCCUCAUCAAUCUAUACACAAUACCCCAUAAUGACAGAGAAAAAACUGUUUUUUAGAAAGUUUUGUAUAUAACAAAACCCCGGAAAUAUCACAUUUACAUAAGUAUUCAGACCCUUUACUCAGUACUUUGUUGAAGCACCUUUGGCAGCGAUUACAACCUCGAGUCUUCUUGGGUAUGAUGCUACAAGCUUGGCACACCUGUAUUUGGGGAGUUUCUCCCAUUCUUCUCUGCAGAUCCUCUCAAGCUCUGUCAGGUUGGUUGGGGAGCGUCGCUGCACAACUAUUUUCAGGUCUCUCCAGAGAUGUUAGAUUGGGUUCAAGUUCGGGCUCUGGCUGGGCCACUCAAGGACAUUCAGACACUUGUCCCGAAGGCACUCCUGCAUUGUCUUGGCUGUGUGCUUAGGGUCGUUGUGCUGUUAGAAGGUGAACCUUCACUCCAGUCUGAGGUCCUGAGCGCUCUGGAGCAGGUUUUCAUCAAGGAUCUCUCUGUACUUUGAUCUGUUCAUCUUUCCUUCGACCCUGACUAGUCUCCCAGUCCCUGCCGCUGAAAAACAUCCCCACAGCAUGAUGCUGCCACCACCAUGCUUCACCGUAGGGAUGGUGCCAGGUUUCCUCCAGACGUGAUGCUUGGCAUUCAGGCCAAAGAGUUUAAUCUUGGUUUCAUCAGACCAGAGAAUCUUGUUUCUCAUUGUCUGAGAGGCCUUUAGGUGCCAUUUGGUAAAUUCCAAGCGGGCUGUCAUGUGCCUUUUACUGAGGAGUGGCUUCCGUUUGGCCACUCUACCGUAAAGGCCUGAUUGGUGGAGUGCUGCAGAGAUGAUUGUCUUUCUGGAAGGUUCUCCCAUCUCCACAGAGGAACUCUGGAGCUCUGUCAGAGUGACCAUCGGGUUCUUGGUCACCUCCCUGAGCAAGGCCCUUCUCCCACGAUUGCUCAGUUUGGCCGGGCGGCCAGCUCUAGGAAGAGUCUUGGUGGUUCCAAACUUCUUCCAUUUUAAGAAUGUUGGAGGCCACUGUGUUCUUGGGGACCUUCAAUGCUGCAGACAUUUUUUGGUGUCCUUCCCCAGAUCUGUUCCUCGACAAAAUUUGUCUUGGAGCUCUACGGACAAUUCCUUUGACCUCAUGGCUUGGUUUUUGCGCUGACAUGCACUGUCAACUGUGGGACCUUAUUUUACAUUUUACAUUUUAGUCAUUUCGCAGACGUUCUUAUCCAGAGCGACUUACAGUUUUUUAGUGAGUGCAUACAUUUUUCAUACUUAUAUAGACAGGUGUGUGUGCCUUUCCAAAUCAUGUCCAAUCAAUUGAAUUUCCCACCGGUGGACUCAAUCAAGUUGUAGAAACAUCUCGAGGAUGAUCAAUGGAAACAGGAUGCACCUGAGCUCAAUUUAAAGUAUCAUAGCAAAGGGUCUGAAUACUUAUUUAAAUACUGUAUUUCAGUUUUUUAUUUUUAAUAAAUUUGCCAAAAAAUCUAAACCUGUUUUUUUUAAUACAUUUUAGAAUAAGGCGGUAAUGUAACAAAAUUUGGAAAAGUCAAGGGGUCUGAAUACUUUCCGAAUGCACUGUAAAUAUAAAUAGUUUAAUCAUAAGUGUGUGUGUGUGUGUCUCUCUCUCUCUCAGGUAUCUCCGUGAUAUUUGAGGGCAGCAGAGAGGAGUUCUUCCCAGAGCUGAUGGCAUGGGCUCAGGAGAGUGGAGCAUCCUGCGAGGGGUUUGAGAUCGCGGACUUCGCUGGCGAGGGCUUCGGCCUCAGGGCCACCAAGGACAUCAAGGUGGGUCCAUACAACUGGACGGACUCUGUGUUUAUGGCAAUAGCUGUCAGGGUGAAACGUAACCUGGAUCAUAUUCAUUAAAGGGAAAUUUGACCCUGGCUGGGCCACUGGCAUAUAGUCAUUACUAUAUUAACAACAUUACGUUUUUGUCAUAAACAUCAGAAUUAUCCACAACAGCGCAUUUUCAUUUCACUGGUAGAAUCAGGAAGUUUAGACUUUCUGUGUAUUCGUCUGCUCAUAGUAAACCCUGGGGUGAAAUUCCCCUUUUAAUGCACACUGUAGCGAAACGUUUUAGCAAACUGAAACGAGAGUUUCUUAUUGGACAAGUUCAGGUAGUGCCUCCCUGUUUCGAUUCGUUUUCUUCCCUAUGGUGUCUAGUAAGUAUGACACUGAUUCCACUGUGGAUAGAAGGAAAUGACAGUUCCAGUUGGUCGUCUUCUUAUUAUUGACAUUCUAAAAUGGCUGCCAUUUAGAGCUGAUCGAGCAAGCAGAGCUGUUCUAACAAAGCCCAGCCACUCUCUCUCUCUCUGUGACUUGGUGGGAGUUUAAUCAAUGACAUAACACUCUUGGAAGGGUUUAAUAGCAUAAUAAACGGUUACAUUCAAUUAAGGCUGAGGUAGACUAAAAUCACGGUGCCAAACUUUUCUUCCAUAUGAUGUCGGUGUCCAUUGUGACGUAACAUUUGUGUCCUCAGGCAGAGGAGCUGUUUCUGUGGAUCCCCAGGACGAUGCUGAUGACUGUGGAAUCAGCCAAGAACUCUGUCCUGGGUAAGUGGCAACGUUAG
Coregonus sp. 'balchen' is the source of this 7876-nucleotide messenger RNA. The record is from the annotation of a GenBank genome assembly. NCBI's taxonomy places the organism in Eukaryota, Metazoa, Chordata, Actinopteri, Salmoniformes, Salmonidae.